Molecule: messenger RNA, 8233 nt
Organism: Micropterus salmoides (largemouth bass)
Lineage: Eukaryota; Metazoa; Chordata; Actinopteri; Centrarchiformes; Centrarchidae
Product: potassium voltage-gated channel subfamily G member 2-like
Exons: 2
Coding region: 6072-7679 (535 amino acids)
Biological process (GO): protein homooligomerization; potassium ion transmembrane transport
Cellular component (GO): membrane; voltage-gated potassium channel complex
Molecular function (GO): delayed rectifier potassium channel activity
Source: RefSeq, a predicted model, not a curated record
AAUGAGGAACACAGUCCUACAGGAUAGUGAGGCAGGCAAGGGUCAAAACCAGAGACAGCACUCCAUAACAGACAUUUCCACAAAUCCAAAGUCCACUAUACAGGCAAAAGGUCAAACAUGCAGGUAGGCAGAAACAGGGAACCAAGACAUGGAGCACAGAGCAACAAAACAUCUGGCAGAGAUCAAUAGAAGUUGACCUAUGUAUGGUGAGUGGCUGAGAAUAAGUUGCAGUGAGUAGUGGAUGGAGUUGGCCAGACUUCGGUUGAAUAGUCAAUAAAUCUUGAUGGAAAACGUCAUGUGGUUAAGGUAAGAUGUGAAGGAGAAUGGAUACGAGAAUUUUUUUUUCAGUGUGUUCCACACUGGGGGGGGACUUAGCAAAAUGACAUUCAUUGAUAUAUUUUGUUAUGAUGAUGAUAUUUUUAACCGGAAAUGCAAUAUGCUGGAUCUUCAAAAAAUUCUCCUGUUUGGAUAUAUUUGAAUAUACAUUUACGUGUGUCUGCCAUGCUGAAACUACAGCGGUGCAUAGCUGACACAAGGAAUUGUGGGACAGCAUUAUCUUCUUUCCUUUCAUAAGGUCCGGUGUUAGAGGACAUAAGAAAGAAAGCCCUGAAGCCACUUUCUAUAGAAUUUAGAGAAUUUGACCAGCUCUUAUCGUGGCUGCCACUUAGAUACUUCCAGGGCCCAAUCCCAAACGCCACCCUAAAGCUUAAACCCUCACAGACUUAAAUGACUGCAAGUGCCUGAAAUGGUCAAAUUUGAAACAGCACUUUGCGAUAUCACGUUACCUUUACAACGCCAAAACACGUUAUGUACCAUUAUGGAUUUGGGACUUCACAGCCAAGAAACUUACUACUAAGAAACUUACCUAUUCCACGCUCUUGCUUCACCACACUUUGAACUGUAAGUUAUUCCCUGAGGCAAAGUCUGCAGAGGUGCAAACUUAUGGAAAGUGUAUAUAAAUGGCUCCAAAAGUCUGCGUGAGAGCCCUCUUGCACUUAAUGAUUUGACAGUGGGACAGUCCUAAGACCUGGCAGACGUACGAGGAACGCACCUCAAAAUCCAUGAGGGUGUGGAUAUUGGGAUGGGGCCCAGGUCAUUUCACUCAAUUAGGAACCUUCAUAAUUAAAAAAGACUGUUCGACCGCAGCCUGCAGGACUGUUGAGACUAAUGAGAGAAGUAGGAACAGGUGUGUUGAUGGGUGGGGCAGUCAGGUGAUGGGAAAAGUCCAAGGCCUGGGAAAAGUGAGCAAGGCUAGAUUAGAGACCAGGACAGAAUGUGGCUGAAGAGAGGGACUGAUGAGCAAACUGUGACAACGGCAGGUUUUGCUCUACCAGUGUGUUUUUCUUAAUCUCUCACCUUAUCAGACAGCCGAACUAGGAAGAUAAUUAAAGAAUGGUAAAGUCCAUAUACAGUAUUUAACCCUGACCCAGGGCCUAUGCAACGUGGAACACCGAUACCAUAAAGCACAGCUAUGAGGAUUAACUCUCUUUCUUUAGAGAUAAGAUAAGAGAUAAGACCAUGCAGGUUGAUUCACUCAAGCAAAGAUGUGAGAUAGAAUUUAACCUUUGUUUUGUUUAUGUUUCUGACUCUAUGACACUGCAUUAAUGUUCUUUUACUAAAAUAUAUUUUGUUUUGAAAAAUUCUUUGGUUGUUAGUCAAGAUAAAUAAGCAAAAUGUAUGCCCAGAGGACCUGGCCAUGAUUUAAAGGCUAUUUUAGUUGGUUUUGCAUCUUUUUGAGUUUGUUUGUGGACAUUUUGUGUCUCUUUGUUGAUGCUCACAAGUCUUUGAAUUAGAACUAGAGUCCAAGUCAAGUCUCAAGUCUCUGAUGAUUAUAAUGAAUGUUGUAUAACCUGCUGCGUUCAAUCCAGGCUGCUUAACACUGCAUAGCUAUAAGGAAUUCUGUAACUGUAACCUGAUUUUCACUUCCAGAGCACAACCAUGUGCAAUGCAAUUAAUUAACUACUAUAAGUCAACACCCACCCCAGACUCUCAAACCCAGUGUAACGUUAACUAAAUAAAACUGUAGUGUUACAUGAUCAACAAUAAACCUGUAACCUGUUUGAAGCCAACGUUAACAAUUAACAUGAUAAACAGCCUGCGGGACGUAAAAUAGCAAGUAAACAAAUGCUCAUUCAUCUUUUCAAUAAAAACGAGCGACAGUCAGAGUUAACCUCUUGUAGGUUGUAGCUAAAGCAAGAAGGAAGCUAAUGUUAGAUGGCCAAUGCUGAGCUAAAGAUGUUUGUUUAACCUAUUUUGCAUUUGGUGCUUCUUUUGAGUCUACGUAAGCAGGUCAUAGGUAACGCAGGGAGGGGAAUAACAUCUAGCUCAAAAAUUUGACUGCUUUUGCGGCGUCUCUAGGAGAGUCGCGGUGUGAGCCGCUAUGUUGGUUUGUUGUUUUGCCCUCCAGGUCACCGCGCAUGUCACGUGACUGAAAACUAUGAAUUGCAUAAUGUGAUAAUGGUAACAGAUCACCUUUUGGUUUUAUAUUCGUGUUUUGAGAGGAGUAAUAGACCUGUACACGUGAUAGGGCAAUGAAAUCAAGGGUGUGCUUGUUUGUUUGGGGAGUUUCAACUACAGGUGACCUCUGCAUGUGUGCAUGCUGCUCAUGUGCCUACCACGUGAACGUGCCUGCAUGCUAGUGGAGAAAAGUAUGGAGUAGGCUACAUGUAAUCCCUAUGUUAUCCCAAACAUAGGACAACUGUGUUGCCUGUUGUUGAAAAUGAAAACAAGUUCCCGCCCACUAGGCUGGAGUCAUACAUUUAGCACAGUAGAGCAACAGAUGUAACCCAUUAUCAGACAGCCUUUAUCAAAGAAACCAUUAGCCUAAUCAUUUUAUGUUAUGAUCUGAUAUGGACCUAGGUGAAGCUAAUGUUGCUACUCUAUUUGACAUUGAGUGAGCACAAGCUGUAGCCGACUGGUCUCAGUUUUUGAUAGGGUUAUGAUUAUGUUAUUAUCAUUGACAUUAAUUUAAAUUAAUUAUCAUUUAUCAUUGUCAUCUUGGGGAUGAUGAUCCCUUCGCCUGAGUGUCCCUGUUUGCUUGCACGCUGUCAUGCUCUUGGGUUUUUGUGUGGUAUUUUCUGUUAUUUUGAUAAUGUCCGUUCCUGUUUUACUCUUUGCCUCUGUGUUCUUGUUUAUGUUUGGUUAGUUGAUCAUUGCCUACUUAUUCUCUGUUGUAUUUGGUUUCACAUGUCCUCGUGUAUAAUCACUAGCUUAACGUCCAGUUUUAUUUUGUAAUGAUCCGUUUCAUGUGUUUUUGUCUAGAUUUGUUUCCUGUCUGCUUGAUUGCUUAUGUGUCUCACCUGUGUUAAUUGGCCUGCCUGCUUGUGUGUAUAUAUUGCCCUCAGUUCUGUUUAGUCCUCGUGGUGUCGUAUGUGAAGUGUUCUGCUGUGUACUUCCAUGGAUUUUUGGAUUAUUCCCUUGCGUUGGAUUCCCUUGCCUUUUGUAGGAUUUAACUCGUGUCUGGACCUUGUACUCAGCCCUUGUUGGAAUUACCCUUUUGUUUAGACUCUUGCCUUGAGAGAAGUAGUAAUCCUGUUUUAUUUGAACUGCAACCUCCUCGUCAGUGUCUGCAACUUUGGUCCACACCUCUGUUCCUCUGCUACCACUACACUCUCCUCCUGCUCACUCUGUUCCUCUCUUCCUGUAACACGCCUGCUCUUCACACGGCCAGCCACCUCUCCUCCUUCCACCGGGUGCUGCUCUGAGGCAGAGCCACAGGCAUUGGAUUUAAGGAUAGAAGGGGGAGAGUUGGGCUGGCCCAGAUAUGUAAUUGGGCCCUUUUUUCACAUCUCUUCACAGAACAAUGUGACCAGUAGCUCAUCUGUUGGAUCAGACAUGGUUCAGCCUUUGUUCCCCAUGUACAUCAGUUAGCCUUGGCCGGCCAUGACCUUGUUGCCGGUUCAACGCUUUUCCUUCCUUGGACCACUUUGAUAGAUACUAACCACUUUAGACCAUUUUGGAGACGCUCCUGUCUGUCUAGCCAUCAAUUUGGCCCUUGACAAUGUUGCUCAAAUCCUUAUGCUUGCCAAUUUUUUCCCCCUGCUUCUUACAUACCAACUAUGAGGACACAAUGUUCACUACCUGCCAAAUAUAUGCCACCCACUGACAGCUACCAUGGUAACAAGAUAGUCAGUUAUUCACUCACACACCUGUCAGUGGUGAUAAUGUUAAGGCUGAUUGGUGUAUUUUAGGAUUUUAUAUUUGAGUAGUGCUGAAGACAUACUUGAAAAAUGUGGACACAUCCUCUGUGUUCAUAACUGUUUUGGCUAUAGGUAUUUGGUAUUACUGAAAUAUUUAGCAUGUAAGUCUACCGGUUAAUCUAUUGCAUUUAAAUUUUUACGAUUUUCAAUUUUCAUUCCUGAAAAAGCAAUAUACUUUUACAAGUUUUAGUAGAACAAAAUGUCCAGGACAGCUCUGCACUCUGACAACUACUCCACUUAUUACAUAAUUAAAAGUAGUUUUUAACAUGUUACAUAACAGAUGUGAGUCAGUGUUUUUCACCUCUUUUUUAUUUAUUUAUUUUUUUGAGCUCAGGUGCUUUUUGGGAACCUGGUCCAUAGAACUGCAGCAGGCAUCUGUUGGUUUAAAAAAAAAAAUACUUUCAACAUUCAAUCUUCUACUGUAGUUAGAGUGAAAAUGGUUAAAUAGAGAGACUGUCUCAACAGUAUAAUACCCAAUUAAAAUACACAGGAAUCAGCAAAUGAAUAAAUAUUUUCAUUUCCUUACAAGUUCAACCCAAUUUAAAUACAGUACAUUUUCACUUUUUCCUUUGCAAUGCCCAGAUGCACAAUCUGUCUACUGUUACGUACUCUGUUAAAUGUGUGUGUUUGUCUUUGGCUCUUUAUCCUCUUGAUAUUAAUCUCAUUAAUCCCUUCCCCUGUGGAGUCUUUUGACAUUGUCUGUCAGGUUUUUGAUGCAUUAAAGCUAAAAGCUUAGAAUGUGACAACGUUAAUGGAUGGUGUUUUACCAGGAAUACCGAACUAGACACAGUGUCCUGAUUAUGUUCAGGAUGACCUCAGGGUCAUCCAUUAGUCACCCAAACACUGGAGUUAAGAGAGGAAGGGCGGAAAGGAUAAAUGGACAAAUCAUCCAGGAGAGUUUGUCUUUCACUUCACUUCAAGUGUUGUAGGUAUGAUGACACAACUGAUUGCUGUUACUGCACAUCACAAUUUCUGAAAAAUAAAUUCAGAGACAACAGGAGGAUUUGGAAUCACCAAUUUAAGGUGAGUUACAGAACCUUUACGAGUAUAGCAAACAUUUUGUCAUGAAUGAUGCUAUAUAAAGGCUUGAGACAAAAUGAGAUGUAUAGAUAUCUCAUUUUGAGCAAUUGUAAGUCACUUUGGAUUAAAGCAUCAGCUAAAUGAAUGAAUGUAAAUGGAACAAUCUGAAAUAGCAUUUGACAUCAUCUGAAAGUUGUUAUGGUUAGUGUUAGACAUUUUUUUUAUCAGUGACAGAACAACAUUAGCAUUCAUUUGGAGUCGUGUUUAUGGGCAUCUGAUGAAUGUAAUGUUCACAAUUCAAUUUGUGAGAAAUAUCUGGCUCUUCAGCUGCUAAAAACUGCACCAUGUACACUAGCUAGUCACUAACUUUGUCUGUCUGCAGUUUGGUGUUACAAGUAGUGGACAGUGGGUAUAUCAUAGCCUGUCUGUAUUGCAUUGCCUGCUGGCCAAGAAAAUCUAAGCUAAAAGAUUAUAAAACACUUCAUAAAGCUGAGGUGAAACAGCAGAGCUGGGUGACUAUUCUUAUAGAUAAACGUCACACAGGUGCAUCUCAAAAUGUCUUUACAGGUCUUUUAAGUUUAUUAGCUGAUUAGAGCUAUUUUCAGGUAAUUUUUAAUGGAAGAAAAUUAACUUAUGAUAUUCACAUUUUUUUUAGAUGCACCUGUAGUUAUUGGUCCUAAAAAGUGCAUUUGCAUUAGUAUGCACAAUUGUGUAAUGCAGAAAUAUAUCAUAAGAUACUCCUCUAGAACAUUGUGCAUAUAAUAAUCCAUAAUUUCAGGUUUUUCUUCACAUCUCCAAAUGGAAACAAUACUGUAACUACAGUACAGUUCUGUCAAAUACCAGUCUACCACCAUGGCCAUCAUCAGUGCUGGAUUUGAUGAUCAGUCCUUUAGUAGUGAAGACAGUUACAGCCAUGUCUUCACAGAUUCAGAGACCACAGUCAAAGGAUUGUACUUUCAGCGUGCACAGCUGCUCCGUGGGUCAGAAGCAUUGCGCUGGUACUGCGAUCCCACAGAGCAGGCCCUUGUAAACGUCGGGGGCAUCCGGUACGCCUUUCCCUGGAGCACCCUUGAGGAUGUCCCCCAGAGCCGCCUGAGCCGUCUGCGCUUCUGCACCACCCUGAGGGAGAUAGCAGAGUUUUGUGAUGACUAUGACGAAAUGCGACAUGAAUUCUUCUUUGACCGUGACCCUUUAGCCUUUCGGGCCAUCCUCAACCUCCUGGCGAAGGGGAAGUUGCGUCUGCAGCAGGAGGUCUGCAACGUGGCCCUUCACAAUGAGCUGCUCUACUGGGGCAUUAAUGUAGGACAGAUGGAGCCCUGCUGUCGCCACCGCAUGAUGUCCUCUCUGGAGCAAGUGACCGAGCACCAGCGCAAGGAAAACGAGUGGCGGGAGAGAAGGAGGGCACUGAGAGCUCCUGUGGCAGAGGGCAGCCUGUUCCACAUGCUGGGAGAAGCAGUGGAGAACCCUCAUUCGGGUUUAGCGGGGAAAGUGUUUGCCUUCAUGUCUGUCAUCAUGGUGGUGGUUACUGUGGUCAGCCUGUGCAUUAGCACCAUGUCAGACGAACAAGAGGAAGGAGCCACGGGUAAAUGCUCCCAAAAGUGCCGCGACAUGUUUAUGGUGGAGUCUUUUUGUGUUGCUUGGUUCUCCCUAGAGUUUCUGGUGCGAUUUUUCCACGCACAGAGCAAGCUGGAGUUUGUCCGUUGCCCUCUGAACAUCAUUGAUGCUGCUGCCAUCUUGCCCUACUAUGUAUCCCUGUUUCUGGAGCUCAGAGAUGAGUCUGUGCAGGACAUUGUGGCCGGUGCAGGAAAGAGCACAAUGGAUAAACUGGGGCUAAUCCUGCGUAUGAUGAGGGCCCUGCGUAUACUGUAUGUGAUGAGGCUGGCCCGGCACUCUCUGGGUCUGCAGACUUUGGGGCUGACUAUCCACCGGAGUAUGACGGACUUCAGCUUGCUGCUGCUCUUUGUGUGUAUCUCGGUGACUCUAUUCUCCCCACUAGUGCAUCUCGCUGAGAGUGAGCUGGCUCCAAACAGUGCCAAAUCCCCCCAGCUCAGCUUCAGCAGCAUCCCAGCGUCAUACUGGUGGUCCAUCAUUUCGGUGACCACGGUGGGGUACGGUGACAUGGUGCCCCACAGCAUCCCUGGCCAAUUUGUGGCACUGAUCAGCAUCUUAUCAGGGAUCCUCAUUUUGUCUUUCCCUUCCACAUCUAUCUUCCACACGUUCCAGUGCACCUACAACGAGCUCAAGGAGGAGCACAAGAGGCUGUGGAAGGAGGAGAGGGGGGCUGAGCUCGCCACUGAGGCUGAGGAAAGCAUGAAAGAAAGAGAAACUUGGCCUGAUGACUGGCCAGAAACUGAUCUUUUACCUGGUCUAGAUGAUCCUUAUUACCUUUUUGUGAAAGACAUUACAGUGCUGGCUCGGAGCAAGAGUCAUCAACCUCUUCUUUCUCCAGUGACCUGUUGAGUCCACAGAGAUACACUAUAAAGUAUGGCCAAGAUAUGUGGACAUCCAUUCCCAACAUCGGAUGAAAGUGUAAGAAAAUUCCUGCAGCCAAGUUCCAAAAUACUGUAGAAAGUCUUCCCGGAAGGGUUGAGGCAGUCAUAGCAACAUGAGAGGUUGUGGAUAUUAAUUAUUUAGCUUUUCAAAUUAAAUGUUGUAAUGUGGGUGUUAAAGUAGAUUAUUCGAUUGUGAGCAUGUUAGUUUAUUCAGCUGAUAUAAUCUUACUAGUUGAGCGUAAAAGAGUUGUUGUUAAUGUUGUGGCUGACUGGUGGCAAACCAGGACAAAGCACUAAUAUCAAUAUUCCAUUAUAGUGGCAAGAGCCUUUGUCUUUUAAGGAUAUUAGUGUUUAGUGGAUUUAGAGGAUAAUUCAUUACAGAGUCAGACAUAGAUGUGAGAUGAUUCAACUUUGACUUGUGAAAUUUCCUGAUCACUCAGACUUUUAACGGAGACAUUUGUUAUGGACAUCCCUGGGCUAGAGAGAUGAAAUCUAUUAAAGAUGUUUUUUGAUUUGUUUUUU